Fragaria vesca subsp. vesca is the source of this 549-nucleotide messenger RNA. Its product is annotated as pleckstrin homology domain-containing protein 1-like. The transcript is spliced from 2 exons. Bases 1 to 549 code for a protein of 182 amino acids. NCBI's taxonomy places the organism in Eukaryota, Viridiplantae, Streptophyta, Magnoliopsida, Rosales, Rosaceae. The record is from RefSeq and is a predicted model, not a curated record.
AUGUUAGAAGAAAAUAACCUCGAAAUAUUGUUCGGUGAAGAAAUCUCCGACAAUGAAGAAAUUUUAUAUGAGUUAGAAACAGAAAGUGAUAGCUCAGAAGACGAAGAAUUUAUCUUUAUGCUAAAAGAAAAUGUCAAAGAAAAUCCUGAAGAAGAACUUCAGAGUAUAAGGUGUAUUAAUACACCGGCAAACCCGAAGCGGACGGGGUGGUUGACCAAGCAAGGCAAGUACAUCAAGAUGUGGUGUCACCGCUGGUUCGUGCUCAAGCAAGGCAAGCUCUUCUGGUUCAAGGACUGGUCAGUCACACCCGCGUCGAGGUCACGCGGCGUGAUCCCGGUGGCGACGUGUCUGACGGUGAAGGGCACAGAGGACAUGCUAAACAAGCAGUACUCGUUCAAGCUCUCCACGCGCUCCGAGACCAUGCACUUCAUCGCCGAUUCUGAGAAGGAGAAGGAGGACUGGAUCAACUCGAUCGGACGGUCCAUCGUGCAGCACUCCAGGUCCGUCACGGAUUCCGAGGUCGUCGAUUACGAUAGCUACAAGAACUAG